GGAAUGGUGAACCACAAGAAGUUGCCAAGUGAAGGAUCUGCUUCGGGUCAUGCGCGUGUUAAGCUGCCCCCAGGAGUACCAUCUUUCACACAUAUCACCCGGAAUAAUUUUGGGGGCCGAAAGAACAAGAAGUUGAAAACCGCGGAUAUUGCUGUAUGUGUCUGUAAAUGGGAUGCAAGUCUUCCAAAUAGUGCAUGUGGGAAGAGUUGCCUUAAUGUUAUGUCAAGUAUAGAGUGCACACCUGGCUACUGCCCAUGUGGUGACAUGUGCCAAAAUCAGAAAUUUCAGAAAUUACUCUAUGCCAAGACAAAGUUGUUCCAAACAGCAGACCGUGGUUGGGGUAUGUUGGCUGAUGAAAAUAUUAAGGCUGGACAAUUCAUAAUCGAAUACUGCGGAGAAGUUAUAUCAUCUGUUGAAGCAAAGUCAAGGUCACUAUCCUAUGAAGCUGAAGGUGUCAAAGGUGCUUACAUCUUCUCGCUCAAUACCAAUUUCCAUAUUGAUGCCACCAAAAAAGGAAGUCUUGGCAGGUUUAUAAAUCACUCCUGCGAACCUAACUGUGAGACGAGGAAGCUGAAUGUUUUAGGGGAAAUCAGAGUUGGUAUUUUCGCAAAGAAAAAUAUUACCAUUGGUACUGAACUUGUUUAUGACUAUAAGUUUGAAUGGUAUGGUGGAGAAAACGUACGAUGCUUGUGCGGUGCAUCCACCUGUUCAAAAUUUCUUGGGGCAAAAUCUGCUGCUUUCUUGGAGAACAACCAUGUAUGGGUAGAAGGUGAUCUUAGAUACAAAGUUGAAGAAGUCCCUUUGUAUGAUUCCGCAGAAGAUGAGAAACCAGAUCACAUGGGAAAUGUCAAGAUAGAUAUGAUUGCUUACACCUUGAAUGCACAAGGUUCGGUUUCUAAAAGAAGAGCACAACAAAACGGUAAGAAGAGUACAUCAGAAGGUUCAAGCGCAGAGCAAGUUGAUGGUAAACGCAUUGCCAAGCUGUUUGCAUCAAAGGAAGCUCAAAACGAAAUCUUGAAGUGUGAGGGAGAAAGAAGUAGAGCUGACUCUAAGUUGAACUCUGUUUACGACGAGAUUCGUCCAGCCAUUGAAGAACACAACCAGGACAACCAAGAUAAGGUGGAUGACAGCAUGGCCAAGAAGUGGAUAGAAGCCCAUUGUGCCAAAAUGAAGGCAGACUUCAACUUUCAUUUCUCGGUCGUGAAGAAUUCAUUAUUCGCUCCUCCAAACGGAACAUCGAAGCCUGCGAAUGAUCCUAGUAAUUCAUAAAAUUCAAUUGUCUGGUAUGGCAUAUCAUGGAUUUAUUUUUAUUUUUGUGGAAACUAAUUUUUUAUUUGAAAGAUCCAGUGAUCUUAAGAAGUUUUGUUGGACACUCCCCUUACAAUGAAACAUGAGAUUUACUGCCUGCAUUCUUUA
Molecule: messenger RNA, 1416 nt
Organism: Impatiens glandulifera
Lineage: Eukaryota; Viridiplantae; Streptophyta; Magnoliopsida; Ericales; Balsaminaceae
Product: histone-lysine N-methyltransferase ASHH1-like
Exons: 11
Coding region: 4-1269 (421 amino acids)
Biological process (GO): regulation of DNA-templated transcription
Cellular component (GO): nucleus; chromatin
Molecular function (GO): protein binding; histone H3K36 methyltransferase activity
Source: RefSeq, a predicted model, not a curated record